Nelumbo nucifera (sacred lotus) is the source of this 1977-nucleotide messenger RNA. RefSeq names its product nucleoporin protein Ndc1-Nup protein. The record is from RefSeq and is a predicted model, not a curated record. Gene Ontology annotation, cellular component: nuclear pore transmembrane ring. Gene Ontology annotation, molecular function: protein-macromolecule adaptor activity. Lineage: Eukaryota; Viridiplantae; Streptophyta; Magnoliopsida; Proteales; Nelumbonaceae. Gene Ontology annotation, biological process: nuclear pore organization.
UUAAACCCUCUUUCAUUUUCUUUCCCACUCCCCCUCUCUGAACUCUCUAUCUCUUCUGAUAAUUAUGUCUUCUUCGGAAAUCGUUAAGAAUCGAUUCCUAGGGCUUCUGAUAUGGCAAUCGAUCCACUCAACCUUCAUUUUUCUCUUCUGCAAGAUCUUUCUCCUAUCCCUUUUCACUAGAAACCCCUUCUCGCCCUCUUUCCUUAGCAUUCUGUUCUUCAUCGUCUUCCACUUCUCUCUCCUCUUCUUCUCUUCAUCUCUCUUCAUCGUCUCCUCUCCCCAACCCGAUCGCCCCGUUUCGCUCCCCGAACUUGGCCUUGGACUCGUCCGCUUCAUUCUAAACUGGGUCGUCGGCGGCGGGUCGCCGGAGCUCUCUUCCCCCAGUUUCCGUCGCCGGGUGAGAACAUGGCUAAGUUUUAUUCUCUUGGUGAUGGCCUCUAGUGCAUCGGGAUUCCUGUCGGUGGUUUGUUUGUGCGGGAACUCAGAGGCGAUUAGUGAACUGCCAUUAUUCGGGUUAGGGUUGAGAGGUUUAGCUCUUGGAUUUAUUUAUGGAGUUUUUUAUAUUUAUAAGCAGCGGUGGUUCUUAAGAUUUCCAAUUAUUCAGCGUCCUCCAUUCUUCAGUUUUAAAAUGGGUCUCCCUUCAGCUGUUAGGCAAUCUUUAAAGCUAUCAAGUGCAGCUUUCCUAGUAUCAACUCUUCUGGUGGUAUUGUUGCCAGAUCAAUUUAAGAGCAAGAGUACAAUCAGGCAGUUCAUUAUUGAGCAGAUCAUCUUUUAUGUUGGAAGUUCUGCAGUUUCUCUAUGUUGGGAACUAAGUCAUCAUUUACAUCAGGUUCUACAUACAAAAAGGUGCAUAUUUGCACCUCCUAAAGGAUCAGCUGCAGCAGAAACAAAUCCAAGCGAACCACUCCUUGCAGCUCUGGAGGAGAGCACUCCAAGAUCUCUUCUGCAAUAUCUUGCAUAUUUUGACCUCUGUAUGGUUUGUGAGAGUAAUGUUGAUACCUGGCGUAGAGCUGCCUUCUUUGAAGAAACUGGUGAGACUUACAAAAGAGUUGUUGCUGUGUGCUUAAGGCCUCUAGAAAAGCUAACAUCAAAUCUUGGUGAAGGGUUGGAAGGUUGUUUAGGGGACAAGACAGAUCAAUUAGCUCAUCAGUUAUGGUCACCAUCCAAUGCACGCUUGGAGUCCAAGCUUUUUGAAAUGUUUGAUGACUUCCAGCUAUAUGCAUGGUGUGCAAGGACAGUUGCAGGGCUAACUGCAAGAUCACACAAGGAGGACAGGUUUGGUGUUGCUCAACUUUCUGGUUGCAAUGCAUCUGUUAUCUCAACCCUACUUUCUUGCCUGCUUGCUGUUGAGGCUUGCAUGGGGAAGAAAACCAAUUUGCAACCACCUAAUUUAGUGGGCCCUGCUAGUAUCAAGUGGGCCACAUCAAGCACUGGAAGAAGGGAAGGGUCGCCAGGCGUUAUGAGUAGAAGAAAAGGUGGGCCUUUGCAUUCCAAGGCAUAUGCCAUGGCUGACAUCUUCAGGACAUCAAUCUAUGGCAUUGUAGCCGUAUUUCAUGAUGACAUGCUGAGAAGCAUGAAGACUGGGAUCCUUGACAAGGAUUGGAUCAUUACUAGCAAGCCUUUAUAUGGGACUCGCGAGAUACUUGUACAGAAACUUAGUCUUUUUCUGGAUUACCGAGCGACCUAGCUAAGCACAGCUAUUUGCCAAGGAUUUGUUGUUUCCAUUUUCCUCAAUAAGGAAAUCAGUUUUGGAAAGAACGUUCUAUUUGGGGCUUGGAGAGCAGGUCUAAGUGAAAUUUUCAUUGGACUAGAAAGCAAGUUUCUCAGUUUCAUUGUAUCUAGGAUCAUGCCAUCAUGGCAUGUUCUGUCUAGAAAAAAACUUGCCUGGAAAAUAUCGUUGAGUUGGAUUAUAUCUUCUCCCCUGUCAAUGGUUUAAAGGAUAUUUUUUGUUCAUAAAUCUGACAUUCUACUUUCUAA